AUGAACUCCCAUCUCUUCUUCGAGCAAGGUGCUUCUUCUGACAACGCCAACUUCCAGUACCCGCGCACAGCGGCACAGUACUAUAUUCCGGAUGAUACCAAGGCUUUUGGUGUUUCUGAAACGUCUUUUACUUGCAACGAAUUGACCGGCAGUAUUUCUGGGCUCGGCGCACUAGUGAGGGACGACAACUAUCUGCUUGGUCUACCUUCCUCUGUCAACUACCAGAGCGCAAUGCUCGGCACGGGGUCGGGUGACACUUCAGACGAAGCUCUCAUGAAUAUCUCGUCUAUCCAAGAGGCGUUGGCCGACUUCUGGACUGAGUUUGGAGCCCCUCAGUCUACCCCCGAUGAUGCCCUGGGGAUAUCGCGGCCAUAUGAAGGCACUUCCGGGCUCAUGGGCACUCCUGCUGUUCCGUCUCCUGGGCAGCUCAUUCUGUCGGCGCUUCCAUUGCCUGAGGGUGCUGAACGGGCACCAAACGCGGGCGCACAGAUAUACCAGUCUCCUCCGACUCGGUUCGACUUUGCGGCCGUCUCGCGUACCCAGCAAAGGCGAAUUCGGCGAGGAGAUCUGCGCUCGGCGCCUUACCCAUCGACACAAUCCCUCGACUUCCAUUCUCUUGGGGAUACUUCGUCUUCCACUGGCAGUUUCCCGCUGGACGGUUCUGCUAUUGUCAUGCCUCCUCCGCCACCCAUCGCACAGCCCUCCCACAGGCAAUCCGCUGGCCCCUUGGCGCGUACGCCCUCCCUUACGAACUCGGUCUCUACCCAUAGUUCUCCGGAGUCAUUCUAUGACGACCUCAUGUCGAGCAGCCCUAUAUUUCUGUCGAGACCACCGUCGGUCGCUACGGGCCAUGGGGGAUUCCCGCCACUUCCGGAGGGUACGACCCAGCAGUCCUAUCGCGAUCACGUUCAGGACUUUGCGGGACCUUCUUCUCUACCAGUUGCGCAGGACUUUAUGCAUCCCACCAAAGUUCCUGUGGUACUCGGCUGGAAUCCUGAGGAAGAAUAUGUUGGACCCUCUUCGUCAACCUUCUCAGUCUCAGCUCAUCCCACCCCCUUCAGUGGUGAUAUGGCCCAUAGCUCUCGCUCGACGCCCGUCGAUGGGCAAGGACGUGCUAACACAUACUAUCCCUCUCCUGCAGUCGGGCGUACGCCUUUGACCAGCCCUGUCGACCCUAGCCCUGACUGCUACGCCAUCGCUGCAACCCUCCUGACUACUCCGGCCCCACGGUGCCAAUGGUACGGAUGUGGAGAGAUGCUACCCGACGACAUCGACGGUGCCAUUGCCCACAUAAUGGAUUGCCACGUCGAGGGCAAGGACCAUGUGCGCUGCCAAUACGGCAAGUGCCGCAAACUGCUCAAACGUUCGGGCGUAAGGCGUCACCUUGCAUCGAAGGGGCAUUUGGACAAGAAGCUGGCAUGUCCGCGCUGCGGGUUGGUACUUUGCGGACGGCUAGACGCUCUCAGGCGACACCUCGGGACCGCGUGCCUGAAAUGUUCGCGGUGUAGUCAAACCUUCCCCUCAAAGCAGGACUUCGAUGGGCACGUCUGUUCGAGGCACUCUAAGACCGGCGGAGGGCUUUCGAGGCAUUGA
Gloeophyllum trabeum ATCC 11539 is the source of this 1593-nucleotide messenger RNA. RefSeq lists its product as uncharacterized. The transcript has 10 exons. The coding region runs from base 1 to 1593 and encodes 530 amino acids. NCBI's taxonomy places the organism in Eukaryota, Fungi, Basidiomycota, Agaricomycetes, Gloeophyllales, Gloeophyllaceae. The record is from RefSeq and is a predicted model, not a curated record.